Molecule: messenger RNA, 3865 nt
Organism: Cinara cedri
Lineage: Eukaryota; Metazoa; Arthropoda; Insecta; Hemiptera; Aphididae
Source: the annotation of a GenBank genome assembly
UAAGACAUAAGCUCUAACUACAUGUUAUCAACGAACAAGACUUAAACUUUGAAGACAACUAUGUAUUAUUAUUAGUUAUAUUAUGAUUCAUUUUAAAAUGUUUGCUAUUUGUGUAUGAAAUUAAUUCCUUUUUUUUUGUAAAAGAUUUACAAUUCAAAUAUUGUAUGAACUAUAAUGAAUAGUGACACAUUUGAAUUAGGUGUGCUGCAAUUUGGACGAUUACCACAAAUGCCCGUGAAAUCGUCAGAUGUAAGAUCUAUUUUAUUAUUCAGUGUCUGUAUUAUUUAUUAGCUUAAAUACAAUAAAUAAUAUACAUCCACUUAUUUUACAUUAAAUAUAUAAUCUCAUAAUUAAUUGUAUGUGUGCCUAAUUCCUAUUAUAUAAGUACAUAACAAGAAUUAAUGAGUUACUAAUUUUAUUUGGCUAUUUACCAUAGGUACUUUUACAUGCUUUACACAACAGUUUUAACUAUCAAAUAUUCAAUUUAAGAUAAAUGCAUUAUUAUUUAAUAUUAAUUGUAAUUACUGUAGUAAUAAUUGUACAAUUUUGGAUAGAGAUUCAACAUUUUGAAAGAAACAAUUCCAAUAUGAUUUAAAUAUUAAAUCAUAUUGUAAUCAAAUUAUAUCAUAAUUAUUGGUUAAAAAUCUACGAAUAAAGUUGUUUAUCAUUGUUUAUUAACAUAUUUUUAGGUCCUGGAAUGUCGUGUUUGUGAAGAUGUAUUCACUCUCCAAGGAGAUAAAGUUCCACGUUUACUAUAUUGUGGACACACUAUUUGUCAUUCUUGUUUGAUACGUUUAAAUGAACAAAGUUCUUCAAUUCUAUGCCCAUUUGACAGACAAAUAACACCUAUAGGACGUUCAGGAGUAUGGGGAUUAAAAAAAAAUUUUGCGUUAUUAGAACUUUUGGAACGUUUACAACCACCUACCAACAAUACAGAUGCAGAUAUGAAUUUUACUGCAUAUUUUAGACCAGAUUUAAUGGAAAGAGAUGAACAAGUAUAUUUUUAUAUAGUUUUUGAUCAAAUUUUUGUUUUGUUACUUAUGAUUUUAUUCUUGGGUAAUUUUUAGUUGCAUGUACCUUGUGAUGAAAGUGCUAAUCAUAUAGCUGUUCUUUAUUGUACUGUAUGUUGUACAAAUUUAUGUUCCUAUUGUUCUGAACAAACUCAUAAUACACGGACCUUGAUUAAACAUCGUCGUGUCCCUCUAUCUGAAAAACCACAAGAAAGACCUCGAUGCUCAGUGCAUCAAUCUCAUCUUGCUGAAUUCACUUGUUUGGAAGAAAGUUGUAGUCAACCAUCACCUUUAUUUAUGUGUUUUGUCUGUAAAGAUUAUGGAACACAUAAAAAUCAUAAGGUAUUUUAUCAUAAGAAUAAGUAAAUAUAAUGAUUUUGAUAUAUAUAUAUAUAUACAUACAUAUACAUAUAUUUCAGCAUGCUUUAGUUGAAGUAGAAGCAGAAAAUAUAAGAUCCAAAAUAAAAAAUGCUGGGCCAUUAAUGGGAAAUUUAUUACAAGAACUUAAUGAUGCUAUUCUAAGAUUAGGUAAAAAUCUGCAAUAUAAGUAAAAUAUUUAAUCAAAAAUUACUAUAUUUUUAAUAAUAGAAAUGUGUUUGAGAUUUAUUGAAUAGUUUAAAGAUAUAAUAUAAGGAAAGCUGAAAAUAAUACUUUAAAUAAAUAUUAAAUUGAAAAAAUCAUUGCAUUGUAUUGUGUUGUGAGGGUAAAUAGUUAAAAGAGAUAUGAGAAGAAAUACAUUUUAAAACUAAUGGGAUAUUGUUAUGACCCAUUUGAAGAGGUAUAAUUAAAAUUUAGUAGGUUACAAAAAUUAGGCACUUUUUAGAUAUUAAUUUAAUAAAACAGUAAAAAAAAACACUACAUAAUUAUUAUAUUUUUCAGAUCAAUCAUUAACACGUUUGGGAGAUACAGAUGCAAAUGGCGUAGUUGAUGAAGAAUCUGUUCCCAGUACAGGUCGUUUGGCACUGACCAGAGUUCAGUUAUAUUUUCAACAUCUACGUGAAGCAUUACAAGUUCAAGAAACUGCUGCCUUAAGUACUAUUGAUACACACAUACGAGAGAGAAUAGGUUCAAUAAAGGGCUUGCAAGAAGUGUUAGGGUCAUCAUUAGCACAAGUGGGUUUGAUAUGUUUACAGUGUGAACAAAUUCUUCGGCAGGAUGAUUUCCGUGUGAUAUCAGCUGGUGCAAAGAUUAAUGAAGUUCUAGAUGUUAUCGAAAAACAAAAACAAACAUUUGCUGAACUUAGUCCAGAGCAGUUACAACCAGACGUCAGCAUACCUAUAACUUUCACAAAAGUAAUGUUUGGCAAUUUGUUUUUUUUUGUUUUUAAUUUAUUGUUCAUUUUUAAAUAGGACAAUAGAGUGCAUAUUGGUCCAAAAAUGGAAAUUCGUGUAGUUACUUUGGGCUUAGAUGGAGCAGGCAAAACAAGUGUUCUUUUCAAAUUGAAACAAAAUGAAUUUAUAACUACAAUUCCAACUCUUGGAUUUAAUGUAGAAACUGUUGACUAUAAAAAUAUGAAGUUUACAAUAUGGGAUGUUGGCGGGCAACCUAAAUUGAGACCAUUGUGGAAACAUUACUACCUUAAUACACAGGUUUGAUGUGUUUUGAAACUUAAAACAAUUGUUUUUGUAAAUACGUUAUUUAUAAUGAUUAAUAAGUAAUAAAUGAUAACAAAAGUUAACAUUUAACUGUUUAUUGUUUCUAUACAAUAUUUAGGCAGUCAUCUUUGUGAUUGACUCCAGUAACCCAGAAAAACUAUUAGAGUCAGCUAAUGAAUUAACAAAGCUAAUGACAGAAAAAGAAUUGAAAGAUGCUGCAUUGUUGAUUUUGGCAAACAAACAAGUAGAAUAUAUAAUUUAUUUUUUCAAAUACAUUUUUUGUUUGAGAAUUAUUUAACAUCAAAUUUGUAUUUUUAAGGAUAUACACGGAUGUGCAACUAUUGAAAACAUAACUGAAUUAUUUGCCUUGCAUAGAUUGUGCUGUGGGCGCAGUUGGCAUAUACAAGCUUGUGAUGCCCCAAGUGGUGCUGGUCUUUAUGAAGGACUUGAUUGGCUUGCUAGACAACUGGUUGCUUCUGGUGUUCAUGAUCUCAAUGAAUAAUAGUGUAUAUUUAAAAAAAAAAACUUUUUGCUGAAAUUAUAGGUUUGCUUUAAAUUUAAUACACAAUUAUUUAUACACUAUACAUUUAAUUACAAGUAAUUAUUAUAAAUCUAAAAAUAUAUUCUUUUUUUUUUUUCAGAUUUAUUGGGCUUUGUAUUGAAUUUAGGUAUUAUCGUUAUUAUUUUGUUUUUUCAUUGAUUUGAGAAUAUCAUGCUGAAAAUUUUAACAUUUUUUGUAUUAAUUAUUAGUGUGUAUUAUAAAGAUUAAAUGAAAUAUUAAACCAAUAAACUACUUACUGUAUACUUAAUAUAUGAGAGAAAAGUAUCAUACAUAAUAGAAACCAUGUUUACAAAUACAAGUCUGUAUUUUGGAUCUACAAAUUUGAAGUUAAUGUAUUGUGAUGGAACAAAAACAGCACAAUCAACCUAAAAGUGGAUUAAACAUAAAUAUUAAACAUAAUACCUAAUUUUUUAUUUUUAAUGUCUAGAAAUUUUUUUAUUAUUUUAGCAUAUUUUUUUUCAACGUAAAAUUAAAAAAUGUGCAUCUAAUUGAAUAAAUUUUAUUAAAUUAGUUAUUUAAAAUUUAAAACAAAAGCUAAUUAUUUAUAAUGUUGUUUUUAUUUGUUUUAAUAGUGUUUUUUUCUAUUAAUAUUUUUAUUAAUAGACUACACGAUAACAACUAUUUUACUGUAUUUAAAUAUUUUGGAAAUAAGUAAUGUAACCUAAGUUCAAUUAAAAAAUAAAAACACCUACAUCCCC